AUGGUCCCAAAACCAAACAAUGACGUGUCUAUUGCCGAUCUUAUUGGAGAUUUAGAUGACUCUUCGCUCAAAAUCUUCUCCAUGUAUAGACACAAGAGCUACUUGCCCCACAAAGAGAGAGUAUCCAACAUCGCAUGGCGCAUCCACAACAAGAAGCUUUUUGGCCCUAAGGGACGUGUCUCCAAGCUGGUUGGAAAACCCCUUUCCGAGACUAAAAGUACUUCGCAGCCAAUAAAAUCCGACUCCAAUGUCGACGAUUUUGACUACGUUGCCCAUAUACGUCGCAUCUCUAGAGAAGAGUACGGCCAGGAUCCUGUUUCUCUCUCUGUGUCUUCUUUGCAUCUGCUGCGUCCUCUGAUUCUGUUUAGAAAGUCCUCUGAAAAGUCGUCUGACAUCCAUCGACUCCGAUCCAAUCCCACAAACGCUACUUCCAUGGCUACCUCUUUUCUGACACCUUCCAACUUCAAUGUGUCUCACCGAGGCUCUGCUCCAAUGACAACGUCUUCAAGCCCAGUAUCUGCUGCUCGAUCCCAAAAUCGGACGUCGUCGUCCUCCUCGUCAGUUCCAACGAAUGCUGGCAAUUCUUUCCUCUCCUCAUACAUCAAUCUGUUAGAGUCUACACUCAAACAGGAUUACCAGAUGUCACAUUCGUCGUCAUCGAGUCAUUCAGGUAAUGCGUCAACGUCGGCGGCUCUGGUCCAUGUAAAACUGGAUGUGUCUUCAAAGCAAACUCUACUGUGCACGAACUGCCACACAGUCACAACUCCACUCUGGAGGAAAACUAACGAGGGAAAUGUCUUGUGCAACGCAUGUGGUCUUUUCUACAAGCUCCAUGGAAUCUUGCGCCCACUAAAUGCGCUUUCGACAAUGAGUCAAAAACGGCCUACCCCUCGCUCUCGUGCACCGAAUUCUACUUCGCUGGUUUUCCAAAGCCCCCAAAGCAUAAUUAGUAACAGCCAAACAGCAGGUACGAAAAGGAGCCUUGACAAUGUCAUUUCGAAUAAUAAUGUCGAGUUGUUUUCCAAAAUCAACGACACCCCUGCUCCUCACGGUGAAAGCCACGAUUCGCAUCCUUAUUCUACUAGCGUGCCAACUCCUGGCUCGGGAAAAAAUGGGUUUUAUUCGAUGGGAACCUUCAAUGAAUACCUGCUGGAAUCACCUCUUCAGGUUACGAAUACGGCGUCCUUUGGUGUGGAUAACCGUACGUCAACUGCCCAGGAUGCGGACGAUAUUGACAAACUCUUAAACAAGAACAUAUUUCAACUGGAGUCCUUCGUCAUUGGUAGCGAAGACCCUCAUAUGGGCCACGACUUUGGUGACUCUGUAUUCAAUUUCAAUGGUUUAGAAGCCACAGAUGAAAUUUUGAUUGACGAACCAGGUCAUAAUAAUAGGAAUAAUUGGAACUGGUUGGAUUUUGGACCUGCAACUGCGGGAGGACAUUAG
This is a messenger RNA of Clavispora lusitaniae ATCC 42720, 1443 nucleotides long. RefSeq lists its product as uncharacterized. The record is from RefSeq and is a predicted model, not a curated record. Gene Ontology annotation, molecular function: DNA-binding transcription factor activity, RNA polymerase II-specific; RNA polymerase II cis-regulatory region sequence-specific DNA binding; zinc ion binding. Gene Ontology annotation, biological process: positive regulation of transcription by RNA polymerase II; negative regulation of transcription by RNA polymerase II. NCBI's taxonomy places the organism in Eukaryota, Fungi, Ascomycota, Pichiomycetes, Serinales, Metschnikowiaceae.